CGCAUUACCCGAACAAGGUGUGCGGACAAGUUCUAGCUAUCGCUGCGUUCGCACAUGAAAUUAUAGCACGUUAUUCUGCUGUACUGGACAUACACUUUAUUUUCAUCCACUAAUAUUAAAAAUCGUAGCUACUAGUCUAUUUUUCUCCAGGUGCACCGUAGCUGUACCACAACGCAGAAGUUAUUCUCGAGGAUCUACAAAUAUGGGGGCGCACGGAUGUGUGUUUAGACGAUAUUGGAUAGCUAUUUAUAGUGUUUUAGUGUGUUUUUCUAAAGUUUGUAUCCCGGGGGCCGAGGCCGGAUGCGAAGAGAGAAAGUCGCCUAAUUGUUGCACUGGCAGAAACAACGACUGUUUCGAAUACACCAAGAGGAAGAGCGUUUGCUACUGUGAUGCAUACUGUCAGAAAACCGGUGACUGUUGUGAGGACUAUCGGCAAGAGUGCCAAAUAUCCGCAGCAGUAGACUGUACAGUGGGGCAGUGGAGUGCUUGGUCCCGUUGCUCGUCUGUGUGUGGAGUGGGAAAUAUGGAGCGCAAUCGCCAAGUGACCACACACCCUCGCAAUGGAGGUGUGCCCUGUCCUGAUCUCAAACAACGUCGUGGCUGCUUAGCACACAUGGAGACCUGCAGCGCUGCCAAGGAUGUGGCCAAAAUCCUGCCUGACUCAUUCAAACGGAACUUCAAGGACCCCUGGAGACGGCCACACAUGCUUCUAAAGGAGGAGAGAAAGAGUUACUGUGUGUACAUGCGUGUGAAGCAGGGGAGUGCAGCUUGCAGGCUAAAGAUGUGGAGCACUCAGCUCACCCGAGAGCGCUCGGUGUGUGUUGAGUGUCAGGGUGAUGCCAUGGCAACUGACAACCGCUGCCAUGGAGAUGGCCUGCAGACCAUCAGAACCUUCUGGGCAGCCGCAACAGCACCAGGCUGCUACGGAUCUUGGAUCAGAGAGUCUUCUAAUGAAAACUGUCAAUGCCCGCCUUACUCCAUACUAUUUGUCUGAACGGCAAACCCCUUCAAAGGCAGGAACAUAGUAGCUCCCAGUAAAGCAGAAAGGACAUUGGGAAUAUGCUGUUCUUGGAGGCGAAAGGAUGCUUUCUGGCCUCAGACUCUCUUUGUACUCCCUUUCACAAGAGCUUGCAUCACAUGCUAUAUAACCAGCAUAACCGUACAUAGGCUGAAUACUAACUGAAUAUUCAUCUGGCUCUAUAAAAGGCUCUAUGAAAAGCACAAUAGAGGCUAGAUUUCUCUUACCUCUUGAAUCUUUUCUAUCUACCUCCAAAUGCACUCGCCUUUAAAUACACUUUACGGUGGAUGCCUGUGAUGUUUUGAAUAUGUCCAUGUGAUUAGAAAUGCAUACAUCAUUUGUGUACAAGUAUGAGUGAGGCAGUGUGUUUAAUGUGUCUGGGCCACUGCUGGUUUUGAAUGUGUGUUUGUACAGAAAGUACUCAGGCAUGUAUCCCCAUUCGUUUGUGUGUCACUGGUCACAUUUUCAAUUUAAGUGAUUUUUUAAAAUUGCUUUAGCCCUUAAAAAUGUUUGUCAGCAUAGACAAUGGAAAUAUAAGAUGUAAAAUUCUAGCUGAAAACUUUACAGAGAUAUACAGAGAUUUACAUAGUUUAUACAUUGACAAACAUUUUUAGGUGCUAAAGAAGUUUUUAUAAGACAUCACUUGAAUGAAAACAUGGCCAAUGUUUCUCCAAACCUUUACAUAUACUUUGAAUUUCUGAUCAGUCCAGAAGUGUAAUUCUUAUCAUCUUUCUGGAAUUACUCUGCUACUUUGAUCAUACAUAGUCCAUCUGCAGGCAUAAUAAAGUGUCUUGUGACAAGAAGAAAUGCCAUAAAUCUAGAUUUUUAGGUCUAUGCUUGCCACUUGGAGUUUUAAUGGCUUUUAUUUUUAAUCAAUAUUUUAGCAACUAUCAGAACAUUCAUUAUUAUCAGCACAGAUCAAUGUAAUAUCCAGUACCCUUACUUUAUAACUGUAUUCACAUAUUGAAAUUUUGUCAAAUAAAAUCUGUUUAAAUCCUUUA
Messenger RNA from Electrophorus electricus (electric eel), 2019 nucleotides. RefSeq names its product somatomedin-B and thrombospondin type-1 domain-containing protein. NCBI's taxonomy places the organism in Eukaryota, Metazoa, Chordata, Actinopteri, Gymnotiformes, Gymnotidae. The record is from RefSeq and is a predicted model, not a curated record.